CCGAAGAUGCGAUGGUAAUAACACAAACGGUUAGAAUCCGGGGUGUCGAAACCAGAAGUCCCGGACGUUGUCUGCUUCUGUCUUGUCCCUGACGUUGUCUGCUUUUGUCUCGUGGCAAGUGGUCUACGCUGUACGGCGCUCGCUGUAAAUGGCUCCAUAUCGCGGCUUGACCAGAGAGCGUCGACCCGUCUUGCUAGUGCGCGGUGGUCUUCAAUCUUUCCAUCCACCAGCUGGAUGCGAAUGUCCUCGGGCAGACGCUCUAGAAAAAGUUGCUCAAAGAGUAGACACGGAGUGUGGUCGCCGAGGAGCGCUAGCAUCUCGUCCAUCAGCGCAGAGGGUUUUGAGUCGCCUAGUAGGCGAAAGUGGAGCAAACGAGAAGCCCUCUCGUGUUUGCUUAAGCCGAAUGUGUCAAUUAGUCGGUCCUUUAGUGCUUUGUAUUUGUCCUCAUUUGGAGGGCGGCGAAUGAGAUCUAGAACCCUCGUUGCUGUCUCCUGGUCUAAGGCCGCAAGGACGUAGAAAUACUUCAUCUCGUCGGCUGUCACCCUGUGGAGUUCAAACUGAGCUUCGGCUUGUACAAACCAAACCUCCGACUGGGAAGUCCAGAAAGUUGGCAGCUUGAGCAACAUCGCAUGUUCUUCGUGUGCCAUGAAACAACGUUCCUGGCUUCAGGGUCACCAAUGUAGCAAAAGGCUAACUACUUGACACAACGAGAAAACACAACUGCCCAAAGCCGGUUCCCAGGGUUCCAGUUGGUGAUGAAGCUGAUACAUGCAACAUGAGCACAUUAGGUUAUUUGUUCUACCACAGUACUAAUAGAUCUUUGCUGUUUUGUGAUUCUGAGCAGUGGGUUGAGAUAUGGUGGAAAUCAUACAAAUCUUGUUCUGCAGUUGAACAUAAGAUCGACUCUGUUCAGUUUGUGCAUAACGUCAAUUCUCGUUCACUUGUAAAGGUUUAUUGUGAUUAUUCUGUGAUCUCUAGUGGGUGUGCACUUGUGUGGAAACACUCAUAUUUUCAAGUUGGAAAUCCAACUGAUGACAUGCGUACUUUCAGUUCAGUCGAUCGUCCAUGUACUGAUCUGUCUGAUGGUUGGUGUAAUGUGGGUAACAAAGAUAAUGUUCCUGGUAAUGUUCAAUUGACAGUUGCUUAUCACGAAGGAGAAGUUGUGUAUGCAUAUCGUGGUGAUCGUAAUUCUGAACUGGGAAAGUCAUGGCGUGGAGCAAUACUCAACAAUCCAGUCAAAAUUACAGAUCAUUGCGAUCAAGGAAAUGGGAUUGUUUCAUCUGGAAUACCGGGAUUGACAUUUGACAAACAGAAUCCUGGUGUAUACACUGGUAACUGUGAUACAGAUACAUACAAGAGUAUGGGAGAAUGUCAUUGGGCAAAUUGUCAGUUACCUUCAUCUAUCUCAUCCAAAACAUAUUAUGUACAAAUGACAGUUGCUAUAUUUCUUUGUUGACUUUGCACACAGCACUUUAUGGGAUAGUUGCAUGUUGAUCUUGUUUGCAUUGUAUGAAAUGAAAUGUAACAUCUAGUAUUGUGAA
Molecule: messenger RNA, 1541 nt
Organism: Corticium candelabrum
Lineage: Eukaryota; Metazoa; Porifera; Homoscleromorpha; Homosclerophorida; Plakinidae
Product: inner ear-specific collagen-like
Exons: 4
Coding region: 776-1456 (226 amino acids)
Source: RefSeq, a predicted model, not a curated record